Molecule: messenger RNA, 1326 nt
Organism: Dendrobium catenatum
Lineage: Eukaryota; Viridiplantae; Streptophyta; Magnoliopsida; Asparagales; Orchidaceae
Product: zinc finger protein GAI-ASSOCIATED FACTOR 1-like
Exons: 3
Coding region: 418-972 (184 amino acids)
Cellular component (GO): nucleus
Molecular function (GO): DNA-binding transcription factor activity
Source: RefSeq, a predicted model, not a curated record
CAUACCUCUCUCUCUCUCUCUCUCUCUCUCUCUCUCUCUCUCUCUCUCUCUUCCUUUCUCCUCUUCCUCUUUAAUCAUUCUUGAUCAAAUCUCCUCUCAGCAAGAAAGCUAACUAAUCCCUCAAAGUUCUUAAUUUCAACUCUUUUUAUUGUUCUAAAUUGAGUUAGUAUAAUAUUAUUACAAGAACUUUAUUAUAGUUUUGUUUAAUUUCUUUCAUGCAUAUAGUUUAGUUCAGUUCAGCAUGCAGGUCAAAAUAAAGACUUGGUGCAGCUUCAUCUCAAGAACUGUUGGAUAUCCCUUAUAGAUCCAUUGCAGGCUUUAUUAACUAACACUGUUCCUCCUUUUUCCUAGGCCUGGAUUCCUCCUCCUACCAUAUAUUACUGCCCAGUACUCUUUCUUUGUCUCUCUAAACCGAUAAUGAAAGGCCUCAUAAUCCCUCCUCAACUCCAACUGCUAGAAGAAAACAUGUCUAAUCUUACCUCAGCCUCCGGCGAAGCCAGCGUCUCCUCCAACAACCAAAACCCUAAUCCUCCAUCUUCCAAGAAGAAGCGAAAUCUUCCAGGCAAUCCAGAUCCUGAAGCUGAGGUGAUUGCUUUGUCGCCAACGAGUCUUAUGGCGACAAAUCGGUUCCUCUGUGAGAUCUGCAACAAAGGCUUCCAACGAGAUCAGAAUCUUCAGCUUCACAGAAGAGGGCAUAAUCUGCCAUGGAAACUGAAGCAGAGAACGAGCAAGGAGGUGAGGAAGAAGGUCUACAUAUGCCCUGAAGUCACCUGCGUUCACCAUGAUGCCUCCCGUGCGCUUGGAGACCUCACUGGUAUUAAGAAGCAUUUCAGCAGGAAGCAUGGGGAGAAGAAAUGGAAGUGUGAUAAGUGUUCGAAGAAAUACGCCGUUCAGUCCGAUUGGAAGGCGCAUUCUAAGAUAUGUGGAACGAGGGAGUAUCGCUGCGAUUGUGGAACUCUCUUCUCCAGGUAAUUAAUCCAAUUCAAAUUUUUCAUUUUUAUUUUUAUUUUUAUGAUGUGAAUAUUAUCUAUGAAAUUAUUUUUUUUAAUGACAAUUGAUGGCUUCUAUUGAUAAUUACUCUCAAUUAUUUGAUUAGAUUGGCAUCAACAAGGUGUACGUUAGACACCUACCAAGUGUUAGCAAAUUAUCAAACUGUAAUUUUAUUCAGAAUUUAGUACAUUUAAGCUUUAAAAUAAGAAUUUUAUUUUAUUUUUUAUUUAUAUAUUGAUAUUUUGUUGUUGAAUUCAGCAACAAAUCAACAUAUAGUCAUUUGGAAUAAAUAAUUUCUUAAAAUUUAUUUUCUGUUAAUCUUUUAAUGAUUACCUU